Messenger RNA from Aspergillus versicolor CBS 583.65, 1685 nucleotides. RefSeq names its product t-SNARE syntaxin. The transcript has 4 exons. The coding region runs from base 299 to 1333 and encodes 344 amino acids. The record is from RefSeq and is a predicted model, not a curated record. Gene Ontology annotation, biological process: endoplasmic reticulum to Golgi vesicle-mediated transport; vesicle fusion; intracellular protein transport. Gene Ontology annotation, molecular function: SNAP receptor activity; SNARE binding. NCBI's taxonomy places the organism in Eukaryota, Fungi, Ascomycota, Eurotiomycetes, Eurotiales, Aspergillaceae. Gene Ontology annotation, cellular component: Golgi membrane; endomembrane system; SNARE complex.
CUGUCUCAUCGCUGCCGAUGCUCACAACCUUGCCUGAUUCAUUUAUUAUGGAAUCUUUGCUCACCUUUUAAGCUUUUCUUGUCUAUCGAUUUUCAUUCCUUCGUUUGCACCACCUCGAAGUCGCUAAUACUCCAGCGGACAUAUACGUCCCCUAUUGUUGUCUCCUUAUCGAUUAGGUCACCCUUUUCCCAACCCUCCCAUCGCAGUCUACCGACACUUGAUAAUUGCGCACCGACCGCCGAGCUGUUAAAGGAAUCAGAUAUUCUGUUGUUUGACUCUGCUCCCUACGAACUGCGAUAUGACCGGCCCAUCGAUACAAGAUCGCACUGGUGAAUUCCAGGCCAUCCUUGGACAAGCCCAGAAACGUGCAGCGUCCUCGAAAGUUGGAUCUCAGCGCCAAGCGUUAUUAUCAGACUCCCAGCGACGACAGGCGAAUGGCUCUUUGGAUAGUGCAGAAAAUGGCAAGAGGACCAGGUCGGAGUUCGCUCGACGCGCGGCGGAGAUUGGGCGGGGAAUCACGGCGACAACGGCGAAGCUCCGAAGAUUAGCAGAGCUUGCGAAACGAAAGACGCUUUUCGAUGACAGGCCCGUCGAGAUCUCCGAGUUGACGUAUGUCAUCAAGCAGGAUCUUGCGUCGCUGAACCAGCAUAUUGCCUCGCUACAAGCACUUACACUUUCGCAACAUCCAAAAUCCAACCGAUCAAAAACGGAUCAAGAGGGGGAGCAUAAUGAUAAUGUUGUGGUUAUGCUACAAGGCAAACUGGCAGAUGUGGGUGCCAAUUUCAAGGACGUCCUCGAGGUCCGCACCAAGAACAUCCAAGCUUCUCGUUCAAGGACAGAAAAUUUUGUCUCAUCUGUUUCGUCCAAGUCACAAGCUGCCCUGGACACCCAGCGGUCAGAUUCUCCUCUCUAUCCGUCCGGACGAAGAACACCACAACCCGGCGGCGCGUCGGAUCUUUUGACUUUAGAACCGUCGAAUCCGUCCCCUCUAGGCCGCCCAUCCAUGCAGUCCGAUCAGCAACUUUUGAUGAUGGAAGAGGCGGAGUCGAGUAACUCGUAUAUCCAAUCCCGUGGUGAGGCGAUUGACGCGAUUGAGAGGACGAUCAAUGAGUUAGGCGGCAUCUUUGGUCAGCUUGCACAAAUGGUCAGCGAACAAUCCGAAAUGAUUCAACGGAUAGAUGCCAACACAGAAGAUGUGGUGGAUAACGUUCAAGGCGCACAGCGCGAACUCAUGAAAUACUGGACACGGGUCUCUGGGAACCGGUGGCUAAUUGCGAAGAUGUUUGGAGUUCUAAUGAUUUUCUUUCUUCUCUGGGUGUUGAUAUCUGGAUAGACGAACGCACAUACUACUUGUUUUAAUAAUGUAUUACUAUCGGGCCCCAUUUCGUCUCCGCCCUUCAACGAAUGACGCAUAUCCGUUUAGGAUUGGCUGAUGCUCUUUCAUUAUCUCUCUUCUUUUUUUGCUUGUGUUGCAAUUGGCGCAGCUAGAUCUGGAUGUGGAUUUACUUUCUCUAAGCAGUGUAUCCAACUUUUCCUUUGUUUAAUUCAUCCCUGGUGCAUACCUGUGGUAGCAUUAUAGAUUGAAAUCAAUUUUGAAUGCCCCACUUCACAGGCAUACCUUACAAAUACGUGAUAGAGAGUUGUUUAUAUAUAUUAAUGGUGUAACAAUCACUGGAAUAAUAAUC